GCAAGGCUCUUACUCCUAAAACUUGAUUCAGAGAUUCUUGAACUAAUCAAAUAUAGUUGCCUGAGUUAAGAGUUUUUCAUUAGGAAAUUUUCUAGUUAAGAAAUGUUCUUAUUUUCUUGUCAAACACUAAGAAGUUGAAUAUUCAUUAAAAAAUAAGUUAUAUAUGCAGCUGUAAGCAUACUUUUAGGAUUUCUGGGUUUGUGCCAAAUUAGUUCAAGUAAUGGCUCUUAGAAUCAAAGUUUUCUUGCUAACUCUAUACAUUCAGAUUCUGGUUAUAAGGGCAGAAACAAAUCCUCAGGAAUUUGCUGCUCUAAAUUCUCUCAAAAAUCAGUGGCAGAACCAGCCAACCAACUGGGUUGGUGAUGAUCCUUGUGACAGUUCUUGGGAAGGAAUUAGCUGUAUCAAUUCAAGUGUGAUCUCCAUAGUACUUUCAGGCAUAGAUUUGAGAGGGAACCUGCCAGAAGACAUUCAGAAUCUACCUGAAUUAAGGAAAUUGUAAGUUCUA
Molecule: messenger RNA, 505 nt
Organism: Pistacia vera
Lineage: Eukaryota; Viridiplantae; Streptophyta; Magnoliopsida; Sapindales; Anacardiaceae
Product: probable leucine-rich repeat receptor-like protein kinase At5g49770
Exons: 3
Coding region: 221-499 (92 amino acids)
Source: RefSeq, a predicted model, not a curated record